AUGGCUGCCAUUUUGGAGUAUUUCGGUACGCUGCCCGAGCCCUGCCCGCGCUGUGUGCACCAUGUAGUCGUCGCUCCAGGCACCACCACCUACCGCUUCAAGGCCAAUGGUUUGACCAUCUGGCUCGACACAUACCUCGAUAGACCCUCGGUGCUGGCCAAAUACAUGCGACCCGAGGAUGUAGAAGAGGCCGACUACAUUUUCAUCUCUCAUGCCCACUUUGAUCAUCUCCCCGGCGCCGACAUCAUCGCCAAAAAGACGGGCGCUAUUGUGAUUGCCAACGGCGAGGCCAUCAGCCUCCUCCGCAGCCGCGAUGUUCCCGAGAAUCAGCUCAUCCCAGUCGCUGGCGGCGAGAGGAUCCCUCUAUUCCUCAAGGCAGACCGUGAAAAGGCCAUUAUGGGGGAGAUCGAAGUCGCUCCGGCCAUGCCGGGUGCACCCCCCCGGCCGGCCGACAAGUUCGCCGCCAUGGACGUGCACUGCUGGCCUGCGCUGCAUUGUUUCAUGCCCAUGGUUGACGGCCACCCGCCCGAGUAUAUUGACUCGCUGACCGACUACACCGGCCAAACCGGCCCGUACACAUGCACGGUGGACAUUACCAACGGCAUGAAAUGGGGCAUCAUGCGGCUUGGGGAGCUGAUACCCCCUGAGCAGCAAGACGAAUCUGUCCGGUCCACCAUCGAGUACUGCAAUGAUCGCGAGAAGCACUUGUAUUCGCACUUUGAUGGCGGCCAGAUGGCCUACAACUUCCUCAUCGGACCUGGCAAGACGAUGCUCUGGAGUGCCCACAUGGGCGCCUACGAAGGAGUCAUGAAACGCAUCGAGCCCAAGCCCGACAUCGCGGUUCUGGCCCUAGCCGGACGGGCCAACUUGGACGGAAGACCGUUUGAUGGCUCGGCGGCCGACUUUCAGGUCAAGCAACUCAACUGGCUUGGCGAGCCAGCCACUGUUAUAUGGUGUCUGCAUGAUCAAUGCUCCUUACGACCUUUUUACAUUGACACAAAGGGUGCCGAUGAGAGGAUUCACAAGGAAACCAAGUCCCGAGUGCAAUAUCUGGAACCUACGGUCCCAUUCACACUCUAG
Molecule: messenger RNA, 1080 nt
Organism: Microdochium trichocladiopsis
Lineage: Eukaryota; Fungi; Ascomycota; Sordariomycetes; Xylariales; Microdochiaceae
Exons: 4
Coding region: 1-1080 (359 amino acids)
Source: RefSeq, a predicted model, not a curated record